Molecule: messenger RNA, 2112 nt
Organism: Chanos chanos (milkfish)
Lineage: Eukaryota; Metazoa; Chordata; Actinopteri; Gonorynchiformes; Chanidae
Gene: lmf2b
Product: lipase maturation factor 2b
Exons: 14
Coding region: 1-2112 (703 amino acids)
Biological process (GO): protein maturation
Cellular component (GO): endoplasmic reticulum membrane
Source: RefSeq, a predicted model, not a curated record
AUGGGCGAAAUUACGAUCCCUCGACAAAUGUUCCUAUGGAGCGUCGCUUCAAUAUAUAUGUGCGCUUUUGCAUCCCUCUAUAUCCAAAUUCCAGGUUUGUUUGGAGAUAAUGGCGUUGUGCCAGUGAGAUCGAUUAUGCCAAGGAUGGAAAAGCCUCUUCUGGAGCAGCUGCAGGAAAUGCCCACCCUGCUGUGGCUGGCACCCUAUCUUGGUCUGGAACUACAACAGGGCCUUGAACUCAUCUGCCUAGUGGGGGCGCUGCUGAGCCUGAGUGCCGUGCUGCUGAAAACCCUGAGAAACAGCCUAGUGUACCUUUGCCUAUGGGCUCUCUAUUUGUCACUGUACCAGGUCAGUCUUCUCUCUCUGUUCUCUAGGUGGGACAGACUGCUGUUGGAGACAGGAUUUCUGGCCAUUUUGGUGGCUCCAUUAUUGCGGAGUGUCUCCUCUCCGAGUCACCAUGAUGCGAUGACCUUUUGGUUGACCCGAUGGCUGUUUUUUAGACUGAUCUUUGGAAGUGGAGUAUCUAAGCUGUCCAAAGGUGAUACCUCCUGGUGGGAGCUCACAGCAUUAACACAUUACUUUGAGGAUCAGGCAAGCCCCACUCCUUUGGCCUGGUAUGCUUACCAGCUCCCUUAUUGGCUGCUGAAGCUAUGCACCAUUGCUGUGUUGGAAGCAGAGAUUAUUAUUCCCCUACUGAUGUUCUUUUCUCCCAUUCGCUGCCUGAGAUUGACUGGGUUUUACAUCCAGAUAUUUCUCCAGCUGUGUCAGAUGCUCCUGGGGAACUGGAGUCUGCUGAACCUGCUGACUAUUGCUCUGAGCUUCUCAUUGUUGGACGAUGAGAAAGUCAGGUCCUGGCCGAGCCCCCAGAAAAAGAAGAAAACAAAGACCUGGAGUCAGACAUUUGUCUGGCUCAUUGCUUUGCUCAUAGAGCUAGCUGUCGGCCUCUUGAUUCUGUACAGUGCUAAAUGGCUCUUUGGGCUUCAUAUUAACUGGGAACAGAAGACUGUGUCCUCCAAAACUAACUUCAAUGAGAAGGAUUUUGAGUGGUUUUUAAGGACAAUUACAGUGCCCAGUAUUUGGAUUGGAGUGCUCUCUCUCACCUGGGAGGUGGUGAUCGCACUGCUGGGGUGUUUCUGUGAACGAGGCUUCUUCUCCAAGCUCUUGGCACUUGUUCAGUGGGCUGUCUUCACUGUUGCUGUGGCAGGCAUGUUUGCACUUAGUUUGGUGCCAUAUACUGCCACAAACUCUGACACAGUCAGUAAUAUUUUACCGGAGCUGAGAAAGGCACACAGUAUGAUGGAGAGGUACCAGUUGGUCCAUGCGUAUGACAUCAGUCAGAAAAGAAGUGAGGUUGAUGGUCGACCAGACGUCAUUUUGCAGGGCAGCAAGGAUGGGAAAUCAUGGAUGGAGAUCCAGUUCAUGUAUAAGCCAGAUAGCCUGAGCUCAGCUCCACCCGUGCUUAUGCUUCAUCAGCCGCGACUGGACUGGCACAUAUGGCAGUUGAGUAGUUCAUCCCACAAUGAGAGUCCUUGGUUCACAAGCCUAAUACUGCGGCUGCUACAGGGCAAGCCAGAGGUGGUAAAUCUAAUUCAGGUGGAUGAGGGCCAGUACCCUUUCAGUAAGGAACCUCCAGCCUUCAUCAGAGCCCAGCUCUACAACUACCACUUUACAAAGUCUGAGGGCGAUGGGUCCCAGUUACAGAAGUGGUGGAAGAGGCAGUAUGUAAGGGAUUUCUAUCCCACUGUGAACAUUAAUGACCAAGCAAUGAAGAGCAUGCUAAGUCAGCUUGGACCAAAGGGGGAUGUCCACAUCCAGCCUAGUAUAGAGUCCCUUUUAUCCCAGGCCCUGGUGCUGGUUAGGGACCACAUAAAAGGCCUCCCGGGGCACCUGGUACUGAUUAGCCUCUUUGCCACAGUAGCUUGCCUCUGUCUCCUCAAGUUACUCCUGUUCAGGCCUUCUGUAAGCCAGAAAAUGGAGCCAAGGAGUAAGAAGCCCAAAGAUGCUGCUGGGACCUCACAGAAAAGCGCAGCAUCGUCCAGUCGGGGAGGCAGGAAGGAGAACAAAGAGGAGAAGGGUCAGGACUCAGACAGAAGUCCCCGCAAGAGGAAGUGA